AUGGCAUUUGCUNAGGUAAGAAUAUGGGGCGAACUACUGGAAGCACGAUGUUACGAAGUGGAGGCAAAGAAAAUGGGCUUGGAUAUUUCGAAACGAGCCGCAUUCAAUGUGGUGAAGGGUGCUACAGUCGUUGUCGGUGCAGUUUUUAUUGUCUGGGACAUAAAGUCUUUGGCUGAUAGUCUUACUAGUGAUCAUCCUGCUGCCGAACCUGUGAAGACGCAAAUUAAAAACAUUGAGCAACUGUUGGAGAACUUGACAGAGCUGAGAAGCUCUUUUUACGAAGAAGACGAUGACUAA
This is a messenger RNA of Adineta ricciae, 297 nucleotides long. The record is from the annotation of a GenBank genome assembly. NCBI's taxonomy places the organism in Eukaryota, Metazoa, Rotifera, Eurotatoria, Adinetida, Adinetidae.